AUGUACAUCAAGCUGGAAACAACACGACUUGAAUAUUUUAGACAGGAGCAAUCAAAUCUUAGAAGGGAAAUAUUGCAAGAUAUCUAUGACAACAUCCUAGCAGGAGAAAUUAGAGGAGCUAAAGUAGGUCAGAGAGUAAUACUUCCUGCAUCAUUCAUCAGAGGUCCUAGGGACAUGCGUCGUAGAUGUAUGGAUGCAAUGUCUUUGGUUCAACGUUUUGGAAAAUCAGAUCUAUUUAUCACAAUGACAUGUAAUUCUAAUUGGGUAGAGAUCAAAGAAAAUUUGUUACAAGGACAACUUCCUCAAGACAGACCUGACUUGGGAUACAAGAUGACAUCGCCCGACGAUUAUGACAAGUUUAUUGCCGCUAAACUUCCUGAUAAAAAAGAAUUUUCGAUCUUGUAUGAUUUGGUUGUCAAGCAUAUGAUGCAUGGUCCAUGUGGAAAGAAUAGUCCAGCAAAUUCAUGUAUGAAAGAUGGACAAUGCAAGAAUCACUAUCCUCGGUCAUUUAGUAAUAAAUUAAUACAAAGAAAGGAUGGAUAUCCUAUUUAUAAGAGGCGAAAUGAUGGAAAAAGGGAAAAGGUCCGAGGCUUGACAAUGAACAAUCAGUGGGUCGUUUCAUAUAAUCCUUAUAUGCUGACAAGAUAUAAUUGCCACAUCAACUUCGAGUCUUGUUUGGGAGUAAAAGCGAUAAAGUAUCUCUACAAGUACAUAUAUAAAGGUCAUGAUAGGUGUGCUGUUUAUCUCGAGAUGGAUGAUGGAGAAAAACUCAUCGACGAAAUUCGCAACUUUCAAGAUGCACGGUGGGUGACUGCACUCGAAGCACUAUGGAGAAUUUAUGAAUUCAAUCUCAGUGAAAUGCAGCCUCCG
Capsicum annuum is the source of this 870-nucleotide messenger RNA. RefSeq lists its product as uncharacterized. The transcript is spliced from 2 exons. The record is from RefSeq and is a predicted model, not a curated record. The annotation marks the transcript as partial. Lineage: Eukaryota; Viridiplantae; Streptophyta; Magnoliopsida; Solanales; Solanaceae.